Fulmarus glacialis (Northern fulmar) is the source of this 916-nucleotide messenger RNA. It is a transcript of the gene IFT56, whose product is annotated as tetratricopeptide repeat domain 26. Gene Ontology annotation, biological process: intraciliary anterograde transport; intraciliary transport involved in cilium assembly. The transcript has 9 exons. The annotation marks the transcript as partial. Gene Ontology annotation, molecular function: intraciliary transport particle B binding; protein binding. Lineage: Eukaryota; Metazoa; Chordata; Aves; Procellariiformes; Procellariidae. Gene Ontology annotation, cellular component: ciliary base; ciliary basal body; intraciliary transport particle B. The record is from RefSeq and is a predicted model, not a curated record.
AUGGUGGAAGGAAGAAUGAUAUUUAAUACAAGUCUGUGCUAUUAUGCAUUUUUAAAAAAUCACCCCUCUCUUCUGUUGCAGGAAUAUGAGGCCUUAACCAAACAACCAGCUUGCAAUCCAGAUGUUUGGGUGAACCUUGCCUGUACGUACUUCUUUCUGGGGAUGUAUACGCAAGCUGAACAAGCAGCCUUGAAAGCACCUAAGAGUCGUCUCCAGAACCGUUUACUCUUUCACCUGGCACAUAAGUUCAGUGAUGAGAAGAAACUGAUGAGCUCUCACCAGAAUCUGCAAGACAUUACAGAAGAUCAGCUUAGCUUGGCAUCUAUCCACUAUAUGCGGUCCCACUACCAAGAAGCUAUUGAUAUCUACAAACGCAUUCUUCUUGAUAAUCGGGAAUAUCUGGCUCUGAAUGUAUAUGUGGCCCUGUGCUAUUACAAACUGGAUUACUAUGAUGUAUCACAGGAAGUGCUAGCUGUUUAUCUUCAGCAAGUUCCUGACAGUACCAUUGCUCUCAACCUUAAGGCUUGUAACCAUUUCCGACUUUACAAUGGGAAGGCUGCUGAGGCAGAACUCAAGAACUUGACGGACAGUGCCUCAUUGUCUUUUGAGUUUGGCAAGGAGCUCAUUAAGCACAAUCUGGUGGUGUUCCGAGGAGGAGAAGGGGCUUUGCAGGUCCUGCCUCCUCUGGUUGAUGUUAUUCCUGAGGCAAGACUGAAUCUUGUGAUUUACUAUCUCCGGCAAGAUGAUGUGCAGGAGGCUUAUAACCUGAUUAAGGACCUGGAACCUACAGCUCCACAGGAGUACAUCCUCAAAGGAGUGGUAAAUGCAGCACUUGGACAAGAAAUGGGCUCGAGAGAUCAUCUGAAAAUUGCUCAGCAGUUCUUCCAGUUGGUGGGUGAAUCAGCCAGCGAAUGUG